Molecule: messenger RNA, 5985 nt
Organism: Symbiodinium sp. CCMP2592
Lineage: Eukaryota; Dinophyceae; Suessiales; Symbiodiniaceae
Source: the annotation of a GenBank genome assembly
AUGGUGGAAGGCAGCGUCGGCCUCCGAGUAGGCACUUGGAGCACUUUGUUCUCAAAGCUCGAAGUGGGAGCCUCUGACUCACAUCUCCUCACUUUUGGGACAAGACGCAAGGCGGCAGACAAAAGCCAUCACUGGGUGGAUGUGCGCCAGUCUGUAACCUUUCAAGGAUUUACAAUAUUCCCUGAUACCGCAGCCCACCGGUCGAUGCAGAGAGGCGUAAACGGGGUCCUCUAUGAUCAAGGCUUGAUUUCCCGGGACACCCACACGUUGACCUUCAUGGACGACAUCAUCAACGCAGCAGAACUGACGAGAAAGGAGGACAACAGCCUGCGUGGAUUCGUCCAACGAGUGUCAGACACUCUCAAAGCCUCUUCACGCAUAUUUCAGGAGCGGUUCUUGAUCAAAACUGCUAUCUCGAAGUCGCUGAAGGGCCUGAAGAAAUACAUCUUCCUAAAUGAGUUUGUGGUGCGAGCAUCUACCUGCCCAUCGUUCUGGGAACUAGCAGCUAAGGCCAUUUUGUCGCCAAGAGGGUUCCUUGAGUCGUACAUUGAUGCCGAAGACAAAGUGACGUCUUUGGCUCUGGACAUCAACUCUGCUGGAUGCCCAGCAUGGAUCUGCUUGAUCUUCUUGAGUUUCAUGGUGGCCGCUCUGGAACUCACGGGAGAAGCACCUCUCCAUCUCCGACUGAGUGGGUCCAUGGAAGAGCACUUGAUCAUGGCCAGUUUGCGGGUCAUCCCUACAGAGCUUGGUGGAGCGCUAGGCAUCCCGGUCAAACAGAGCAUCCCUGAUCCCAUGUCCACCCGCCUGGCUUUGUUUGACUUGAACAUACGACUAGUGUGGGGAAUUGUCAGAGACGUUAAUGAAUCUGGAGAGUUUGAAUCUCUCAAAGAAUUCUGCGCCUGGACUAUGCCUUCGCAUGAGUCUGCUUGUGCACUGCUUGAAUUUUUGACAACCGCGCACUUUGUCUUGCCUGCUCUGUUUGCGUAUUUGGCUCAAGUGAUUGUGAACUGCCCUUCCAGCAGACAAGAUGUGUUCGAGCGCCCGAACGAACUUUUUCUCCGGGCAGACGUGCUCAAAACAAUGAAGCGUCUCUGGCCAGGAACAGAUGUGCGGAUCUUCAAAGGCCUAGACUCCAAUUUCUUCGAAGAGCUCAUGGCGAAUUCUUAUUUGUCCACCGUGAAAGCUUGGAGCAAGUCUCAGUUCGGUGAAAGAGAAGUCCGGGCUUUGACGGGAGUUGCUGCUCAGGUGGCUUUCAGUCGAGAUUUGGGGCGCGCGAGCUUCCAACACUCGAAGAGUAAGGUCAAGCUGUGCAUCGACAUCUUGGAAGCUGUGAUGAACGGCCUGCAACGCUAUGGUUUGAAGCAUGAGUUAGCUGACGCGGUCAGUGACCCGCAGCGGCCGUUCAACGAGAUACUGGUCUUGAGCAAGCACGAGAAGAAAGAGGUGAAACGUCGCGGCUGCUGCAACGGCACAGUCGAGGCCUUCCACUUCAAGCGGGGACCUCAGUUUGCUACCAGCUCUUCAAUCGAAAUCGGGGAUGAAGUGAAGCCGAAGAUUGACGAGGCUACCAGCUCUUCAACCGAUAUCACCGACAAGAAUGGGCUCCCUCCGGACGUCAAGGAGCACCUGAAGUAUUGCUUGGCGUUCAAGACGCAUCGGUGGCGCGAGCCGAUUCUCGUCAUGAGACCCAGCAAGACGAAGGGGACCGGCUGGUCGCUUACGGUCCGGGCCCAUGGUGAGGAGCGAGACCACCGAGCACAAGUGAAACGCUGGUCGAAAGACUGCAAGACGCUCACUUCAAGCGAACGGCUAGCGGCCGCACGACGAUGGUUCGACCAGGCCACCAGGGCGGGACUCUAUCCGACAAGCUUCACCAUUGCGGCGCUGGUCGAGGCAGCAGCGACCUCAGGAGACCUCGAGGAUGCGGCGGAGUGGUACGAGGAGCUACUUCGCAGCUCUUCACAGCCGGUGCUGAACUUGCUGCUGGAUGCGGCUGCUCAGGUGGACCUGGCGCUGGCGAAGCGCUGGUAUCAGCGAGCGAUGGCUUUAGGGCUUAAGGCCGAUGUGCAGGCAUUCAACACGCUGAUCACGGCUGCAGCUCGGAAGGGCGACCUAGCGAGCGCUGAAUCGUGGUACAGCCAGGGCAAAGGCGCAGGAUUGGAUCCGAAUGAGAAGACCUUCCGGAUGAUGAUCGAGACAUGUAUCGGGCGGCGAGAUCUCGCAGCCGCAAUCUACUGGUUCAGAAAAUCCUUGGAAGUGGGUCUUCUCCUGCCAGCAGAGGCUUUCAACUCGCUCUUGGAGAGGGUAGCCCGUGAUGAUGGCCUCGCAGCCGCUGCCAACCUCUACAUGGAAGCCGCAGAAGGUGGAAUCUCGCCGACCGUGGAGACCUUUAACAGCAUGAUGCAAGCAGCGGCAAAAAACGGAGACACAGCCGCUGCAGAGAUUUGGUAUUCCCGGGCACAAAGUGCAGGCUGCCAGCCAGAUGGCCUAACUUACCAAGCUCUCAUCAACGCCGCAUCCAAGAAGGGUGACAUGGCGGCUGCUGAGGCGUGGUUGAAGCUGGCCGAGGAGGAAGGCAUUACGCCGACACUUAGCAUGCUGAACUCCCUGAUGGCAUCCUCGGCCCGGGAUGGAGACGUGGAGGGUACGGCCAGAUGGCUUCCCCGGAUCGAGAAAGCGGGGUUGAGACCGAACGUGGUGACCUACACGACCAUCAUCAGUGCCGCUGCCAAGGCAGGAAACCUCUCCAUGGCAGAGCACUGGUACGAGGUCGCGGAGCAGAAUGGGGUCACUCCGAAUGUCGUGACCUUCACCUCGAUGAUCGAUGCUGCCGCGCGCAGCGGCGAUGAUAAGGCAGCGAGGCAUUGGUACGAGAUGGCGCUGGACAUGGGUAUUCAGCCAACCAUCCGCACCUUCAACACCCUCAUGAGCGGGCCGGCGAGGCAAGGGAAUCUGUCGAUGACAGAGCGCUGGCUGCGCACGGCCAAGUUUAUGGGCGCGAGCCCAGACCGUGUGACCUACAACACUUUGAUCAGUGCCGCGGCCCGGAAGGGCGACCUGCAAGCGGCCGAGCACUGGUUCGAGCAGGCCGUGGAAGCUCGUGUCGACCCCAACGUGGUAACCUACACCACCAUGAUCUCAGCCGCCGGCAACGAGGGCCGGCUCAAAAAAGCACAGGACUGGUACGCGAGGGCUGCUGCGAAGGUGCGGCCCAAUGUGGCCAUGUACAACGCAGUGCUCUCCGCGGCGGCCAAGCAGGGAGCUCUUGCUACUGCCGAGUCCUGGUUCGAGCGGAUGGAGGCAGAUGGAAUCCUACCUGAUACACGCACCUUCAGCAUCCUCAUGGAUGCGUGCGCCAAGAGUGCAGAUCUGGAGGCUGCGGAGCGGUGGUUCGAGCGGGCCAGUGUGGCCGGAAGCAAGCACGACGCGAUCACCUUCAGCACGCUCAUCAAUGCCGCAGCAAACAAGGGCGACCUUAAGGCGGCUGGGAAGUGGCUGGAGAAGGCGCAGCAGGUCCAGGCAAAUCUGGACACGGAUGCUCUGAACAGCCUGCUAGCGGCAGCGAGCCGCGUGGGGGAUUUGGACAUAAACAGCUGGUAUCGUCGGGCCGUGGCGGCCGGUUGCCAGCCGGACGACACCACCCUGGCGUCAGCGGCAGCCCGCGCCUACAAAAAGAUGGAAGGCCUCAUGGCGAAGAAGCAGGCAUUGUCCAAAGAAGCAGAUCAGGCAACCAUCUGGCAGAAGCGGAGCGCGCUGGCAACGGCCUGGCUGGACAAGAAGGCAGCACUGCAGAAGAAAGGAAAAGACGUGAAAUGGUUGGAUGGCUGGAUCAAGGCCCAGACGAAGGACGAUGCCGACAAGAGGAUUGUCAUUACGCAUCAAUCUGCCGCGGCACUGCUCAUGAGCAUUCCCUCGAGUCUCUCGGGGGACGUUCGGACCGAGAUAAAGAUGACCCGGGACUUUAUCAAGCUGGACGAGGAGUACGAUGUCAAGCAGCAGCAGCUGAACACAGAGCUCGCCGAACAGAAGCUUAUCAUUGCAGAGGUGCAAAGCACGCCGAACUAUGUCCCCCCAACGUACGCGACGGACUGGCUGGGAAGACCGAAGGGGCUCACGCAAGAGCAGGUGAACCAACUCCAGGGCACGAAGCUCGCCAACGUGGCACCACCACCGCUCGUGGUGCAGGCCAGAGUUGUUGGUGUCGGCGAACCAGUUGAAGGCAAUGUCGUACAAGGCAUCGUCGUCGAGCCCUCCCCUGCGAUACAACAGGCCCAAUACGAGCAGUUCGAGCUGUAUCAGAGGCAGCAGCAGCAGAUGAAAAGAAAGCUGGACCAGCAGAGGAAUUACAACUCGUACAACUACGACGCUUACGGCUACGACCCUAGCUUCUACGCCUACAUGGGCCUCUGGCAGUAUCAAUGGCACCAUCAGCACUACUACUACGGCUACCACCACCAGGAUCAUUACUAUCACUACGACCACUUUGACACGGCGCCGUACGACUAUGGUGAGUGCCAGUUUGCUCAAGAGUUUGGGGCCUCUCAGUGCGAGGAAUACUGGACGGGGCUAGCCGACGACCCACCAGAAGGAGUCGAAGCUGUCGGAGCCGAGAACCUCGAAGAAGCGGCAGAAGCAGUUGAGAUGUACGCCGGUGGCGAGGACGACCGUCCCGGGCGCGGUCCACACAACGGCUCUUGGAAGACGGCCUGCCCGGCCCCACCGCUCGACCUAUCAGAAUGGUUUGAGGAGCACAUCGCCCGCGCCGAGGAGGACGCAAAGUCUGCGGUGCUGGGUCGGCUGGGCCGUCUCCCGUAUCGCAGGGAAGUGCUCCUUCGAACUCGGAGCAAUCAGAGGGCAGUUCCUGGGCUUUGCCUCGUCACCCAGUGCUCCCUUGACCGGCUGGGCCGCCUCCGCGACCAGUUGUGCGGCUGGGCCGGUGAGGUUUCAGCCGCCGUCUUCGUCGAUCACAUGCAGGAUUCUGAAGCUGCUGCUACUGCUCGUCGAGGCAUUCGAGAGAUGUGCUUCGAGGCGGCUCAGCAGUUCGGUGGGAAUGUGCCGGCAUGGACUAUCGUUGUCCUGUACCGGCUGGAGGAUGAACACGUGAAGUGCGAGGCUUACGACCGCCUUUAUCCCGUGAACGCGCUCAGGAACGUUGCGCUGGAGCAUGCACGGUCCGAGCUUCUUUUCCUCGUGGACGUGGACUUUGUCCCCAGCCGAAGGCUCCAUGAAGUCUUGGCUGGCGACGACGGUGGGCGACGGCUCCUCAACGCGCUGAGCCAUGGAAGUCGCAAGAACCGAGGACCCGGCGCUUUGGUCAUUCCUGCUUUCGAGGCCGCCAAGAGCAACAUGCCGCUGCCGCUACAUGGUGCUGAGCUUCGCCAGGCCGCUGCGCGCGGCGAGGUCGAGGGGUUUCACGUCAGCCACUUCCCCUGCGGCCACCGCGCGACGGAUUUCGAUCGUUGGCUCGGAGUAAGCAAAGCGGAGAGCCCCGACGCCGGAAAUUUCAACCAACAUGCCCAUGGCGUGGACGCCUACCUCAUCCACUACGAGGAGCACUUUGAACCCUAUGUGGUGGUUCCACGCCAGAGUGUGCCUGCAUACGACGAGCGGUUUCGAGGAUAUGGUCUGAACAAGAUCUCCCACUUGUACGAGCUCAGCCAGCGCGGCUUCCGCUUUCGCACUUGCGCGCACGCCGAGGCCUUCGUCGUGGCAGCAAAGCAUCCGAAAUCGCAGAGUUGGCAUCUGGUUCUGGGGCCAGAAGCAGAGGCGGAGCAGAGAGCUCGCAUUGCCACGCACUAUGCCACAUUCAAGGCCGAGCUUCAGCAGAGACUACGACUGUCACCACCACUGCCCACAAAGCCGGCGAAAGCCCGAACGACACCGCGGCGCUGGCUGCCGAUGAAGAGGCUUACCAGUGGCUCUGCUUCGAAUUCCCUCCUGCGAACGCCGUUGGAUGCGCCGGCACCACUGGCCGUUGCUGUGUGA